This is a messenger RNA of Zonotrichia albicollis (white-throated sparrow), 889 nucleotides long. The record is from RefSeq and is a predicted model, not a curated record. Lineage: Eukaryota; Metazoa; Chordata; Aves; Passeriformes; Passerellidae.
UUUGGGAUUCCCUGGGUUCAGGAUUCCCCAGGAUUGGGGGUCUCUGGGAUCAGAAUCCCCCGGGUUUGGGAUUCCCUGGGUUCAGAAUUUCCCAGGAUUGGGAUUGCCCAGGAUUGGGGGUCCCUGGGAUCAGAAUCCCCUGGGAUUGGGGUUCCCUGGGAUCAGAAUCCCCUGGGUUUGGGAUUCUCCGAGUUUGGAAUUCUCUGGGUUUGGGGUCUGGGAUCGGGAUUCCCUGGGAUCAGGAUUCUCUGGGAUUGGAAUUCCCCAGGAUUGGGAUUCCCUGGGAUCAGAAUCCCCCGGGUUUGGGAUUCCCUGGGUUCGGAAUUCCCCGGGAUUGGAAUUCCCCAGGAUUGGGGUUCCCUGGGAUCAGAAUCCCCUGGGUUUGGGAUUCCCCAGGAUUAGGGGUCCCUGGGGAUUGGGAUUCCCUGGGUUCAGAAUUCCCCAGGAUUGGGAUUCCCUGGGAUCAGAAUUCCCCAGGAUUGGGAUUCCCUGGGAUCAGAAUCCUCUGGGAUCGGGAUUCCCUGGCAUCAGAAUUUCCCAGGAUUGGGAUUCCUCAGGAUUGGGAUUCCCUGGGAUCAGAAUCCCCCGGGUUUGGGAUUCCUUGGGUUCGGAAUUCCCCGGGAUUGGGAUUCCCCAGGAUUGGGGUUCCCUGGGAUCAGAAUCCCCUGGGUUUGGGGUUCCCUGGGAUUGGGAUUCCCCAGGAGUAGAGGUCCCUGGGGAUCGGGAUUCCCUGGGUUCAGAAUUCUCCAGGAUUGGGAUUCCCUGGGAUCAGAAUCCCCCGGGUUUGGGAUUCCCUGGGAUUGGGAUUCCCCAGGGUUGGGGUUCCCUGGGAUCAGAAUCCCCCGGGUUCGGGAUUCCCCGCGUUCAGNUGGUGUGUAUUAACAAUUAA